Molecule: messenger RNA, 6682 nt
Organism: Porites evermanni
Lineage: Eukaryota; Metazoa; Cnidaria; Anthozoa; Scleractinia; Poritidae
Source: the annotation of a GenBank genome assembly
AUGGAUUGGCUCAGUUGGGUCAGUCAGUUGGGCUAUACACAGCUUUGUGUUGUACUUGGUACCGUCUCAUUGCGCGGUAAGAAGGAUGGAGAAGGAGAGCUACAACUUUGGUUUCGUGCGAUGUUCAACGAUUGCCGCAUUUUAUAUGCCAGUAGGAUAGCGGGACAUGACGAGAUGGUAUGUGAGUUAUUGAUGUUUUUCCUCUUUCACUUCCGAGAUUGCACUGACAAAAUCAGCAAAAUCAAAACGUUAUCAACAGAGAAGUCGAAAUUUCAUUUCGUCCAAUACUGAAAACAAAUAGUACCAUCGUGAGAGUACUGAUAGAGGGGUUUCGUCCAGGGGCUCAAGAGUUAGAACUAAAUUUUAUAGAUCCAUGACUCUGGGAGUGAAAGGGUUUUAAAUAUAUAAUUUAACAAUACAAUUAUAAUAAACUGGUUCAAGACUUCACAGGUAGUGCAUCGUUUUAUUACUACAGCUCUGUUUCGUGUGGCCAAAAGAUGACCACACUCAUCGGGUAAUAUCAACGAUUGACCGUUAGAUUACAACAACUGGCAAAAAAGCGGAAAUAAGGUUGCUAUGAGAUAUAAAAACAGCGUUAUGUUAUCGUGUAAAUCAUGUGAUUGCUAUUUAUAAUUUGGAAGAUUGUGUUACUUUAUCAUAAAGUUCCGUGAGGAGGUAAGCCUCGGGAGGGAAGGGUUACUUCCUUAUAAGAGGCUAAUAGGAAUGUGCCGCUGGAUGGGGUCGCAUUUUCACAACAGGACUGACUAUAGAGGGGUCGAAAUUUCAAUAGAGUUACUCGAAUGGGGUGGCACAUUUUGGGGUUUUUUGGGGUAAGACAUUUCUUCAUAUUUACGGUUAGCAAACGUACCAGAAUGUUUCCACUGUAGGUGAAAAGUAAAGUGCUCUUCAUUCAGUGAUUAUUUGCCCAAAAGUGGCUAAGAUGGGGUCAGCAAAAAUUUAGCCAAGUACCCCCCCCCCCCCCCCCCCCCCCCCUAGCGGACACCUUCGGGACCUUCCCAAGUGUCCGCUUUUUAUAGAGGUUUGUAAAAAUUGCGCAAUGUUUGUUAACGAUUAACAUUCAACGGUUACUCUGUACUGUGAUUAAGCCAUGUUGUUGAGGAAACUAAGGAAGCUAAGGAAGCUGUGCUGUGCUGUACUUUGCGCAACACUUUAGGUGAACUUUGAUCGCGGAUGACGAUUAUACUGCCGGAUAUCGGUGUAAUAUGCAGUUAUUUGACCUCUAAAUGUAUUGAUUUAUCUCUAUUAAUCGACAUACAGUACGUAUUUCAAGGAAGUAAUCCAAUACUACCUCUCCUUACUUUUUUCAGUUUGUAAUUAUGCCUGAAACUACAAUGAAGGUCACCAAGGAUACAGUUACAAUUAAAGAGCUAAAAGACUGGUGGGGUCACGAAGGACAAACUGUUCAACUAAAAGAUGCUGAUGCAAAUGAGCUUCAGCUUUUUAUUGAAAAAAUGCCCGUCCCAAUCAAAGGUGAGAGUGUUCAAAGUAAUUUCCAAAAUUUUGUUUAAGUUUUGGUUUUGGAAUAAAAAGGUACAUGGUUGAACCUCUGUACAAAUGUAUGGAAACAGGCAGAUCAAGGUUAAUCAAUUUUUUGGUUUUAGUCUUUAAAUAAAAAGACGAAUACGGGUUAAACUUAUUGUAUUUACGAAGGUUUAUAAAAACAGGUAGCUCAAGCUUAUGGCAAGAGUAGUUAGUUUGGUGUUUUUGAAUUGAGAAGCGUACGGUUAAACCCGUACAUUUGUGUGGAUAGCUGGGCUAAAAUAUUUAUAAUUGAUGAGUGAAAUAUCCAUAUUUAGUAUAUACUAAAACAGUGGAUAGUGUUUUUCGCGCGCUCUGAUUGGCUACUCAAUCAGUGAAUAUCCUUCACUAUUCACUGAUUCACCUCCAGUUCCUCCGAACGAGCGACGCCAAACUUGCGUAACUGAGUUGCGGGCAAAAUGCCUUCCCGGUUUGCUGCCGUAACAAACUAAGAAAUUUCACAACUAAUCAUGCAAGCUAUUCCCAAAAUACAUGAAAAAGGUGACGAAGUUCGGUUUGGAAGUUUUAACAGGUAAAUCUUUGUCUUUUUUACUUAAAUUUAUCGAUAAAACCGGUGAAAAAGUUUUUUGUUUACAAAUGCAAAUUAAGCUUAAGUCUUGCGCUACUUAAUUUAGUUGACUUGUUCAUAAAUAAGCUUAAAACUAAAUUUAAUAAUAUUUAAUAAUCUUUUUUACAGAAUGAUUUUAAAUAAAAAAAGAAUUCACAACUCCUUUUGAAGAAACUUCCCCGCAAGAGCUAUACAAACGCCUUCAAAAGUUUUAUUUGUCGCUAAGAAAAAGCGAUGACCGUGACCGUUCGGUCAUCGUGCGCCCAAAUUGUAAUCGUUGGCAACAGUAAAUGAGUUAAAAAUCAUCAUUUUUGUCCUCAAUUAUCUCACUAUUUUAGUAUAUACUAAAACAAUUAUUCACCUCAGUGUCGUAGUGGAAAUUUACCUCGCCGCUUCGCGGCCUCGGUAAAUUAUCACUACUAGCCACCUCCACUUCGGUGAAUAAUUGUUAUAUAACAAGACAGAAUAUUAACGCCUAUAAAUUUUGUCGACCGGGAAUCUUCGCGUCAAAACAUUGUUCGCUGUUAACAGUGUCAAGAGGGGUAGACUACUAGAACAACAUUGAUCUUCUUUUUUAAAGCAACAAAGAAGAGCGUGAUAUCAGGCCGGCGGCCCCUAUUCUAGUGAUUUGGAGUAAAAAAAAUCAGAUCAUAUUUAAGACUAAAUGAAAGCUUUGAGUCAACUGCAUUAGUCUGUAAUUCACAAAUCGAUUGAUGAAAAUUGCUUCCUCGCCUCAUUUUUCUCGCGCGCUGGCGGUCCCGCCGCCAAAAUUUCCCCUCCGAUCCUGAAUCCUACUCAGUAGUUUUCUUAUCAAAAAUGUAGUUUACGUCAUAGAAAGUGCUUUGUACGGGGUUAUAUUCACGAGCUUGUUUGUGUCAAAACCCGAACGAGCGAGAUACGAGCGAGUGAGAGCUUUUGACACAAACAACUCGUGAAUAUGACCUUGUACAAAGCACUUUCUAAGACGUGAGCUGUUUAUUACACAUAUUAGGAGAGUUUUCUCUGAAAUAGUUAUCUUAAUGUAACACAUAAGCUUAUUACUAUUAAAAGAGCAAAUUACAAAUGCUGACAUGCAAAUGCAAAUUUAAUAGCAAUUGCAAAUCUCGCAACACAUCCUUAGUCCUCAUCGUGCAGAACAGAAAAUGCACUUACAAAAGUUUAAUCUAGUAUGAGGUUACAAAAGACAGACCUCAGCGAUGUGGGCUCGUAUAGAGGAGUUCACGCUCAUAGUCACGGCAUCAUAGGUAAUCAGGGCAAGAUGGAGGGAAAUUCAAAGAUUUGUAUUGGAAUUCAAAGCCCGCUAAUUCUUCCUGAAUUCAUAUAUUUGAUGCUUGAUUUUCCCAUACAUUUUCUGUAAUUCCACAGUAUCAAAAUUACAGAAAAUUUAUAUGGAAAAAUUCAGGUUUUCUAAAAACUCAUCACGGAUGUCUUUGCACUCCAGAUUUAGUGUAUUGUUUUUUUGAACUCGUAAGUUACCCUUUUUAAAAGAAACAAAAGCUUAAUGUCCAAUGUAAACAAAUUAGGGCUUGGGAAAGAUCAUCUUGGAGGGAAAGAUAGAUGAGAAAAGGAGAGAGGAAGACCGAUAAAGUAGUGGGGAGGGGACAUGUCACUAACAGAAUUAGGAAUUAGGAAUUUUUUUCUCUUUCCUGAAGCUCUCUCAACAACCGCUGCAUAUUUUGUUCACGUUGUUGAAACUCCAUCAGUUGCCUUUGAGAAUUUUUUUCUCGUUCCUGAAGCUCUCUCAAGAUUGGCAAUUGGUAAAAACUGUUUCCGCUGUGCGGUAAAAGAUGCAACGUCCUAUGGGAUAAGCAGUUAGAGUAAAAAUGCGGGCGUGAUUUCAAUUUCGGACUGGAUCGUGUCGAAACGUUUUGAUAUCAAAUCGACUGAUUUAAGGUUCAUCUGAACGAAAAAAUGAGAGCUCGUUCAAAGAAGGGGCUAUUCUUGGACACACAUUUCAAUAUUUUGUUUGAGUUUACAAGCAAACCAUAAUUAUUUAGUGACAAUCGGAGCGAAACGAAAUUCUGAUUUUCAUCUUCUUCAUCAGUAUCUCUUAAGCUUAUGUGUCGCUCAGUUUAAAGAGAGGAACGCAGUACAUUUAAAAUUUUCUUUGACGUCAAAAUUUUUAAUUUUUCUUUUUUAAGUGACACUUAAUCGGGUUGCCCAUGUUACUUUGGUGAUUUUCAUGAUUGCCUUGUUUUAUUUUUUAUCAUGAAUUAUCUUUUUAGAAAAAAACCAAAAUCUACGCAAAGCAAAUUCGCCAAGGCGAACCUCAGAAAUAGAAAGUCAGUGGAAGGAUUUUCAACGACGUGAGGAAAACUUCCAGAGACAGAAACGGGAGAUGCAGCAACGCGNAGCAGUUAGAGUAAAAAUGCGGGCGUGAUUUCAAUUUCGGACUGGAUCGUGUCGAAACGUUUUGAUAUCAAAUCGACUGAUUUAAGGUUCAUCUGAACGAAAAAAUGAGAGCUCGUUCAAAGAAGGGGCUAUUCUUGGACACACAUUUCAAUAUUUUGUUUGAGUUUACAAGCAAACCAUAAUUAUUUAGUGACAAUCGGAGCGAAACGAAAUUCUGAUUUUCAUCUUCUUCAUCAGUAUCUCUUAAGCUUAUGUGUCGCUCAGUUUAAAGAGAGGAACGCAGUACAUUUAAAAUUUUCUUUGACGUCAAAAUUUUUAAUUUUUCUUUUUUAAGUGACACUUAAUCGGGUUGCCCAUGUUACUUUGGUGAUUUUCAUGAUUGCCUUGUUUUAUUUUUUAUCAUGAAUUAUCUUUUUAGAAAAAAACCAAAAUCUACGCAAAGCAAAUUCGCCAAGGCGAACCUCAGAAAUAGAAAGUCAGUGGAAGGAUUUUCAACGACGUGAGGAAAACUUCCAGAGACAGAAACGGGAGAUGCAGCAACGCGAGCAGGAUUUACAAAGGAAACUCAGAGUGGUUAAAGAACGGUAUCAGGACUCUCAAAGCCACCUAACGGAUAUUGAGCAACAUGAACAAAAUAUGCAGCGGCUAUUGAGAGACCUUCAGGAACGAGAAAAAAAUUCUCAAAGGCAACUGAUGGAGUUUCAACAACGUGAACAAAAUAUGCAGCGGUUGUUGAGAGAGCUUCAGGAAAGAGAAAAAAAUUCUCAAAGGCAGCUGAGGGAGUUUCAACAACGUGAAGAAAAUUCUCAGAGGCAGCUGACGGAGUUUCAACAACGUGAAGAAAAUUCCCAGAGGCAGCUGGUGGAGUUGCAGCGGCAACUAAGAGAGAUAGGACAGCAUUUGACCAAUUGCCGAGGACAAGUUUCUGAACUACAGUUAAGUCUUUCAACAGCACAGGAAACAAUAAAUCAAUUGCGGAACCAGGAAACACGUGACUGGGUUAUUCCCCGCGACGAAAUUCAAAUCACAGAGAAAUACCUUGGGAGGGGAGGAUGGGGAAUUGUCAAUGAGGGAACGUAUUGUGGCUGUACUGUAGCAGUGAAGCAGAUCCAUGAGUUGAUUCUUUCUCCUCAUAACAUAAAUCUGUUUGAAAGAGAAAUGAAUAUCGCUUCUAAAUGCCGCCAUCCUCACUUACUACAGUUUAUCGGCGCCACGAAAGAUGAGGGAACUCCUCUGUUUGUGACCGAGCUGAUGGAGAAAAGUCUACGCACUUUGUUGGAGCAGCGGCAACUCUCCGAGACAGAAAUAGCCGUCAUUUCUCUGGAUGUAGCACGUGCCCUGAACUACCUUCAUCGAAAGAAACCAGAGCCUAUCAUUCACCGUGACGUCAGCAGUGCGAAUGUGUUGCUAUGGCGACAGGGUGACCAAUGGAGAGCCAAAGUGUCUGAUUACGGUACUGCUAAUUUUAUACAGCAGACCAUGACAGUGGCUCCUGGAGCUAUGAUUUACAGUGCACCUGAAGCACUUACAUCAAACCAAACAGUCAAGGUAAGUUUAAGUAAAUAUUCAAGACUGUUUACUUACUAAAACUGUACAGCAAGGCUAACAGUGGCAGAAGUGAUAAGUGAUGUCCACUCCAUAAACAAUACAUAUGAAAUGACUAUAUCUUUGUGAGGAGUCUUUGUACCUUGUUCUGCACUUUUUUCACUCUUUUAUACAUAUCUUCUUCAUGGAUUUGGUCCACGUAAUUGGAUUCUUUAAUUCAUCCCUUCUUGUCUCUAAAGACAACAGUCACGGGAUAGCAAAAGUUAAUUAGUAUUUUUAGAAACAAAACAUUUAAGCCAAUAACGUACCAUGAAGCCUUUUAAGAAUCUUCUCUUUUCUAGGCUUUUCUUAUCCAUUUAUCGAUAAUCAUCUAUUUUGAAUUCUCGAGUUCCUCCCUCUCGUGUUACCUUAACUCCUUUUGUAAUCAGUACACAACUAAUAAGUAAUGUCAUGUAUUAUGAUUGCUUUUAGGUUGAUGUGUACAGCUUUGGUGUUCUUCUUUGUGAAAUGUGCAUCCGGGAACUUCCAGAUCCUAGUAAGCGUGAAGAACAAGUCGUGCUUGUAACGAACGGUGUGUUUCGCGGCCUGGUACGGCGAUGCCUGCAUAGAGAUCCUGGGCCGAGACCAACCAUGCAGGAGAUAAUCGAUGAACUGAAAGAUGCCGAUGUAUCAUCUUAA